AUGAACGGCGUUAUUGAAGCGCUGCACAUCUACGAUGACAACAGGAAUCCCAUCCUGUCGCACACCUACACGGGACGGCCUCUCUCGGCCUCCCACCUUCUGGCCCUCUACCUCGAGCAUCCGUUUCCGCGGCCGAGCCUCAUCUACCUCCCCAACGCAAACCCGCCGACGCUCGUCUUCAGCCUGACGCACUCCAACCUGCUGUUCCUGGCCACUUCGUCCACCGAGAUCGAGCCCCUCCUCGUGCUCGAGUUCCUGCACCGCAUCGUCGAUGCCUUUGAAGACUUCGUGGGGGCGCCCUUGCUGGCCGUCAAGCUCGAGAGCAACUACGAUGUCAUUGCGCAGCUUCUGACGGAGAUGUGCGAUGCGGGCACGGUCAGCACUACGGAGCCUAAUGCUCUCCGAGAGGUCGUGGAGAUGGAGGGCUGGGUCGACAAGCUGCUCGGUAGCAUCAACCUGCCUGGGAAAUCUCCGCUCAACACAAGCCCAGCUGCACCGUCACUGAUAGCCUCCAACACGCCAGCCCUGCCCUGGAGACGAGCCAACGUACGGCACACCUCAAACGAGCUCUACGCCGACGUCGUCGAGACCUUAUCCGUAACGCUGGCCCCUUCAGGGAGGCCGCUGGCUGCAUUCGCGAAUGGAACGAUUGCGUUUACGUCAAAGGUGUCCGGGGUUCCCGAUGUCCUGGUGACGCUCGGCAGUCCGUCGGGCAAGCACAACAUAGGCGGCAUCAUGGAACUGCCCGUCUUCCACCCAUGCGUUCGACUGGCAAGGUGGAAUGAGCGACCCGGAGAACUAAGCUUUAUACCGCCCGAUGGACGAUUCAUUCUGGCUGGCUACGAGGUCGAUCUGCUACCAUAUACCAGUGGGAAGAGUGGGAGUGUCAGCUCCAACAAUCUCAAGCUUCCCGUCAGCCUCGAGGUCAAGACCGGGCUUGGGCCUGUGGGAUCUGAGUUCGAGGUCAGGCUGCAAACAAACAAGAUCUUCGGCACGCCCAAUUCAUCAUCAGCAGUGAGCCAAUUGGGCCGCGCAGGAGUUCCUGGCCGGCUGGGGUCACCGCAUCCCGGGAGCCCAAGCUCGCCGCUACUAGACGACCUGAUUGUCACCAUUCCUCUGCCCGAAGAUGUGAGGAACCUGUCUGAUAUCAGGCCGUCCAGGGGGGAUGCGAGCUUCAACAGAGCCGAGGGGCGACUCGAGUGGCACAUCCCGGCCAAGGAGAUGUCUGGCCCGACGUCUCAUUUUGGACUGAGGUGUACGGUGGUGGGAUCUCUGGCCGACGACGAAGAGGAAGAGUUUGAUCCUACGGGAUUCGGGUUUGGCACCGACUAUUCAUACAACGAGCCGUACCAAAACACGGCGGCCGCCACUUCAGGCAAGGAGAAGGUGGGCGUGGAUGAGGAGCAGGACCCUAAGAAGGUAGCGCAGAACAAGAUUCUGAUGCCCAGUUCGGCCGCCGUGAGCUUCUCUGUCAAGGGGUGGCUGGCGAGCGGGCUGAAGAUUGAGAGCAUUGUAUUAGACGCGAGGAAAAGCCGGGGGCUCAGCGAAGGCGUGAAGCCUUACAAGGGCGUCAAGUACCUGACGGUCAGCAAGGGAGGAGUAGAGAUUCUAGUAGCUUGUACCCCACGUGCUUCCUGUCCAAGUGCGUCACUGCUUCUGCAUCCUCGGAUCAGCUCUCCUUCGUCUUCACUUACACCGCUUUCGCAUUCCAUCCUCAACAUCCCCCAUGCCGAUUCUGGCUCUGCAAAGCGCGACAUUGAGCUGAGAUCAGGCGGAAUCUCUGUGGCUCCCACCAUUGGCCGUCGCAAGGCCAUGAAGCGCUUCGCAGGCCCUGUUCUGCGGCGCCGGCGUGGCGCGAGGGUCGGCCGGGAUGCGUCAGAGCUGACACGGGCUCUGCGAUGCUGCGCGCCGGCCGCCUCCUUUGGAGCAUCUGCUGCGUGUCCGGUGCGAUGGAGCUCGAGCCGGCCUGGGAGGCCGCGGACGGCGAUUUUCUUCCCGGGCCAGGGAGUGCAAAAGGUCGGCAUGCUGUCGCCGUGGCUGGAGGCGUUUCCCGCGACGGCCUCGCAAAUCAUACAGGAGAUUGACCAUGUCGCCGGCUUCAAGAUCUCCGACGUCAUCCAGGAUGGCCCGUCCAAGGUCCUGACGCAGACGACCAUGGCCCAGCCCGCCAUCAUGGCCACGUCCAUCUUCAUCCUGCGCAUCCUCGAGCGCGAGUUCAACUUUCGGGUCGCCGACCAUUUCGACUUUACGCUGGGGCAUUCUCUGGGCGAGUUCACGGCACUGGUCGCCGGUGGAUACAUUGCGUUUGAGGACAGCUACUAUCUCGUGCAGCGGCGCGCAGCUGCCAUGUCGGAGGCGACGAAGAAGGCGAUUCAAGAGUAUGGAGGCGAAUAUGGCAUGGUGGCGGUGAUCACGGAGCCGGAAUACAUGCAGCCCUUGAUCAAGGCGAUACGCGACUUUGUUGGGCACUCGAGCGACGGGAGCAAGUCGGAGAGCAGCCAGGAUGUGCCGCCGAUUGAGCAGGUGUUGAUUGCCAACAUCAACAGCAAGAACCAGAUUGUCCUGAGCGGCAACAUGGAGAGGAUCAAGAUGCUGAUAGCCCAUGUCCGCCAGUUCCUGGGCCACGAUCCGCGCGCCGUGCGGCUGCACAGCGACAGUCCCUUCCACAGCCCCAUUAUGAAGCCCGCAGUGACGGUCAUGAAGAAUCUGCUGGCGAAGAAGAGUCGCAUUCCUGGUCGGGAGGACGAAGACAUGGUGACGUUUCCCGGGUUGAUGCCGUGCAUAAGCAACGUCUCGGCUAGGCCGUUUGAAAGUAAGGAGCAGCUGAAGGAUCUGCUGGCCAGAGGGUGCCUCGAGACGGUUCGAUGGUGGGCCUCCAUCAAGUACCUCGAUCAGGAAGAGAAAGUCAGGCGAUGGGUAGGCAUUGGGCCUGGUAAAGUAGGAAGAAAUUUGGUGGGAAAAGAGGUGGGCAUGAGGGGGAAGGAUUUGGUCAAGGGAGGCGGCGUUUGGGCGAUUACAGAUCCGUCCGAGGUGGAGGAGGUGUUGCGCGGGUUGGAAGAGACGGCGAACAUAGUAGAUGACGAAGAUGAGUGA
Molecule: messenger RNA, 3093 nt
Organism: Trichoderma citrinoviride
Lineage: Eukaryota; Fungi; Ascomycota; Sordariomycetes; Hypocreales; Hypocreaceae
Exons: 5
Coding region: 1-3093 (1030 amino acids)
Biological process (GO): intracellular protein transport; fatty acid biosynthetic process; vesicle-mediated transport
Cellular component (GO): mitochondrion; clathrin adaptor complex
Molecular function (GO): [acyl-carrier-protein] S-malonyltransferase activity
Source: RefSeq, a predicted model, not a curated record